UAAAGAUAAUAAUAUAGGCAACUUGAAUUACGUGAUGACUGCUGAUUGAUCGAAAAGAUCCGAAAGACCUAAGUGUCACCAUGACGUCAAUUCCAAUGCAGCUCAACAAUGGCUGCAGAAGAACCAUCCAAGUCCGAAUUUAAUUCAAUCUUAUCAUGUAUAAACAGAAAAUUUGAAAUUAUAUCCACGAAAUGGUCGGACGACAAAAACUUCGAGGCCAAAUUCCGUACACAAGUACCCAGAGAGAACGAAGAUUACAAUGCGUUAUGUGACGAAUGGGUCGAUCUGUUUUCGGCCGUUACAUCCACGACUUGGGUGAAGAAAAUCUCUAACACCGGCCCGCAAAUUCGUUUUCGUAAACAGUAUCAAUGUUGGACACAUCCUGGUGAAGUGAGGAAGGAGCUACUAUUUGAUCCGCGAAGAUGCAAAGCUACACUUGAUGUUAAAGUACUCACUGACAAUGCUCACACCCGCCGGAAAAACAAGUAUAUUAAACAAGGCUUGAAUGUUGUUGUAAAGCUGAACUUUACACACUUGCAUUCAACUGAAUCAUCAAAACCAUUUGCAUUUUUUGUGCAUACCUGUGAGCCACAGCCAGAACCUCCAAAGCUUACAAUCACACCUAAUGAAAACACUCCUCGAGUAAUCAACAAUAUAGCUAAUAAACUAAAGAAUACUGUCCCAAAAAAUAGGACUGCAACUAUGACAACUGGUCAAACACAUAAUGUACAAACUGCUACUGGUGCUAAACUGCCAGAGCAGCCACAACAAGCACAGCAAUUUCCACCAAUUAUUAUGAAUGUGCCACAGUAUGAGGAACUGGUGAUGUAUCAACCAACUCUGUUGUUUGAACCAGCUCAGGUGAUUCCAUCAACAGCUGCAUUUGCUCCUCAUUUUGUUCAGGUACAAGGAGUCAAUUUGCAGACCCAAAAUGAGAGCAACUUUUAAUAUUGAAUGUGACACAAACUCCAAGUAUAAAUUUUAAACUAGUUUUAGUUGUAAAAUGAGAAAAAGUACUGAUUUUAUAUUAAGUUAACUAUAUUUAUUAUCUAUAAUCAAAAUAUUAAUCAAAAACUCAAUUUGUAUAGCAAGUUUACUUUAUAUUUGUGAUUAUGUAUUAAUACUAUGAAUGAUAAAGUUGUUACUGGAUGUUUUGUAUGAUUGUACUUAAAUAUAUCCUCAUAUAUUUAAUAUGAGUAUUAAUUUUACAAA
This is a messenger RNA of Dalotia coriaria, 1212 nucleotides long. RefSeq lists its product as uncharacterized. NCBI's taxonomy places the organism in Eukaryota, Metazoa, Arthropoda, Insecta, Coleoptera, Staphylinidae. The transcript is spliced from 2 exons. The record is from RefSeq and is a predicted model, not a curated record. Bases 109 to 948 code for a protein of 279 amino acids.